AUGAUGCAACCCACCACCUCUCCCACCCAUCCACCAAAGGACGACCCCUUUACCUCCAGCGAACUCGCCCAAUACGACGGAUCCGACGAUUCCAAACCCGUCUAUGUCUGCAUCAAGGGUCAAAUCUUUGACGUUUCUGCAAAGAGGGAAAUGUAUCUCCCUGGAAAAGGAUACCACAUAUUUGCUGGAAAAGAUGGAAGUAAAGGAUUGGGAUUGAGUAGCUUGAAGCCAGAGGAUGCAAUUGCGGACUACUCCGAGUUGGAUGAGAAGCACUUGAAGGUCUUGGAUGACUGGGUCGCUUACUACACCAAGAGGUACAACAUCGUCGGGCGACUGGUAGACAAUUGAGCAGGAGAUGUAGACUUCCAAAGAUUGCGACUGGGCCUCCUCUCAUAUACAUUGCAUUCAGUCACACGCACAG
This is a messenger RNA of Microstroma glucosiphilum, 421 nucleotides long. Its product is annotated as cytochrome b5. Gene Ontology annotation, cellular component: endomembrane system; membrane. The record is from RefSeq and is a predicted model, not a curated record. The coding region runs from base 1 to 348 and encodes 115 amino acids. NCBI's taxonomy places the organism in Eukaryota, Fungi, Basidiomycota, Exobasidiomycetes, Microstromatales, Microstromataceae. The transcript has 2 exons.